AUGGCAGGGAUAGAAAAUGAAUACGGCAUACCUUCCUGUAUCAAUUGGCAAGCGGAAGCAGUCGCAGACUUCAUAGAAAAUAUCGGAUUUAAGCAGUAUAGAAAAACAUUCUUGCAGAAUGAAAUAAAAGGGAGAAAUUUAAUAGCAGUAGAUGCCUCAACCUUACCAAAAAUGGGAAUCACGGACUUUGAUCAUAUCAAGAUAAUCACGAAAAAUAUCCGAGAACUACUAAAGAUAGAAAAGCCAAAUUCGAAACGGAGCAUAGCACUACCUCCAAGGGGGACCAUUGCCACAUUUCUUGAACGCAAAAGCCGAACCGGCAAAACUUACGACAAUUUAAAGUUCAUACCAGAAGACUACAUCGAAGAAGAUUGGUAA
Molecule: messenger RNA, 378 nt
Organism: Trichoplax adhaerens
Lineage: Eukaryota; Metazoa; Placozoa; Uniplacotomia; Trichoplacea; Trichoplacidae
Exons: 3
Coding region: 1-378 (125 amino acids)
Molecular function (GO): protein binding
Source: RefSeq, a predicted model, not a curated record